This is a messenger RNA of Rotaria sp. Silwood2, 5061 nucleotides long. Lineage: Eukaryota; Metazoa; Rotifera; Eurotatoria; Philodinida; Philodinidae. The record is from the annotation of a GenBank genome assembly.
AUGUUUCUCUAUCAUCUUCAAUUAUUAAUUAAAAAAUCAGCUCGUUAUGCUUGGCGCCGUCGAAUAUGUCGAUGUUGUCCUAAAAUUAUAUUCGAACUAUUUAUUCCUGUUAUAUGUAUUCUUCUAUUAUGUCUUCUUCGUUGGAUACAUACAGCUUCACCAAAAACUAAUGAUCAAGAGUCCUUAUCUAAUGAUAUUAAACCAACUCGUAUGCAUAUACCAUCUUCGUCUAUUAUUUCAGAAGAAAAACCCAUGAAAAUCUUUAAUUAUAGUUCAGUUCAUCGAUGUCCUCCAUCGAAUAUUUUUAUUGAAAUUACUUCUAAUAAAACAUUCAAUCGUUUUAAACGUUUAUGUCCGCGAAGUAAUUUUAUUUUAUUAUCAUCAUCUGAACAAUUUAAUGGAUAUAUUUUACUUAAUGAUUCUUCACAAACACAUAGUAUAAGUUAUCGUUGUCAAUAUAAUAAUCAACAUUGGUGUCGAAAUACAAGUUUAUUAAAUAAUGAUCAAGAUUCAUUACAAAUUAAACAUCCAUCUUCAUAUUUAUGUUCACAUAUAAAUGUUCAAGAAUCGAGUCAAUUAUUAAGAGCUUACCUUGCAAUAGAAUCUCUUUUAUAUCGUCCAAUAGAAAAAUAUCAACUAACUAUUUUGACAUGGCCAUGUUCAUCAUAUGCAUUUGAUACUUUGUUUGCUUUUGCUCCACGUUUUAUACUAAUUAUUAUUCUUAUACUUAUUGAUGGAUGUAUUUUAUUUAGUUUUAAUUUUCUUUUUCAAGAAUUAAUUGAUGAAAAACAUCAAGGUAUAACUGAACUUCUUCGUUUACUUUCAAUUCGUCCUUUACUCAACAGUUUAGCUUGGUUUUUACGUGUUUUUAUAAUACAAUUAAUUAUAAGUGUAUUUUUAAUUUUGAUAUUAAAAAUAUCGUUUGAUGGAGGAAUUUAUUUAGCUUAUGUUUCAAUUUGGUUAAUUAUACCAACAAUACUUUUAUGGACUAUUCAAGUUCUUUCACGAUCUAUACUUGUUGCUCAUUUUUUUAAUAGUAUACUUAAAGCAUCACUUUGGUCAUGGUUUAUUUAUGGGCUUUCAUUCUGGUUAGCUGUUUCUUCAUCUGUAAAAUUACCAAUGGUUCUACAUCUUAUUGCUUCAGCUUGGUUACCAUUCUAUUCAAUAAAACGAAUUUUUAUUCUUUUUAUACAAAUAAAUACUGAUUUAGGACGUCGGACAUAUUUAAUAAAUGAAGUUAUUUUUAUUUGGUUAAGUAUGAUAAUUGGUAUAUUAAUAAUAUGGUUUUUAGCAUUUUAUCUUGAACAAAUUCGACCAGGUAAAUAUGGAAUACCACGUUCAUGGUUAUGGCCAUUAGAAUAUAUUCGUAAUAAAAAAAUAAAAAAACAAAAUAGACGUGAUAGUAUUAAAGUAAAUAUGAUUGAAACAUCACCAUCAUCAUCAUCAUCAAAUAAUGAAAUAACUGUUCGAAUAGAUAAUUUAACAAAAUCCUAUGGUCGAUAUAAUGCUGAACAACAAAUAGCUGUUGAUCAUAUUUCAUUCAAACUUGAAAAUUCUACAAUCUAUGGUCUUAUUGGUCAUAAUGGUGCUGGAAAAACGACAACUAUGGAAAUGAUAUGUGGUUUAUUAUCAUGUGAUUGUGGUACAAUUGAAAUUCAUGAUAAAAAUUUAUUUGAAAAUUUAUCUGAACUUCAAUCAUGUAUUGGUUAUUGUCCACAACAAGAUAUGCUUUUUCCAUAUUUAACUGUUCAAGAACAAUUAGAAUUUUAUGCUUGUAUACGAUCAAAUGGUAUUAAUAUCGAUCAUAAUCAAAUAGAAGAAUUACUUGCUAUGAUGAAUAUGAAUAAAUAUAAUCAACAAUUAUGUCAUACAUUAUCAGGAGGUAUGCAACGAAAAUUAUCAAUUUUAUGUGCAUUUGUUGGUCAAGUUAAUGUUAUAGUUUUGGAUGAACCAUCAUCAUCACUUGAUCCAGUAGCUCGUCGAAUACUUUGGUCAUGGCUUCGAGAACAUAAAAUAAAUCGAACAUUAUUAAUAUCAUCUCAUUUAUUAGAUGAAGUUGAAGAACUUUGUGAUUCAGUUAUUAUUCUUGAUUCUGGUAAAAUUCGAACACAAGGUACAAUACUUGAUCUUAAACAACAAUAUGGUCCAUCAGGUGAUCGACUUAAUUUGAAUAUAAUACCAUCAUAUAUACCAAAAGAAUGGAUUAUUGAUGAAAAUAAUCAUUGUAUACAAAUACCUAAUCGAAAACAAUUGAUUCAAGUACUUGAAAAUUUAGAAAAAGAUAAUAUUCAAUAUUCUUUAGUUAAUGUAACACUUGAUGAUAUCUUUAUUAAAUUAACUUCAUCAUCAGAAUCAUUCUCACAAGAUGAGAAUACCAUUAAAUCUCAAAUUGAUACAUUAUUUGCUUCACGAACAAAUACUAAGUCUACUCAUCUAUGGUCUCAACAAAUUUUAGCUAUUUUAAUUCGACGUGGUCAAGUACUUAUGAGACGAGCUCGUCUAUUGCCAUUGAUUAUAUUUCUUUAUUUGAUAUAUGCACUUUCACCACUUUAUAUGCCAUCAUUUGAUCCAUCAUCUGAACGAAUUCAUUAUAUCAUUUCAUCUUCUCCUGAAUUCACAAACAAAUUAAAUUUGAAAAAAUUCGAAAAUCAAUUUGCUCCAAUUUUUAAUUCAUCACAAGAAUUUCAACAAUAUCUAUUAGAAUUACCAACAUGGUCAGCAAGCCAAUAUUAUAGAAGAAAAUUAAUUGGUCUUCGAAUAAUUUCUUCCAAUUAUCUUGAAUGUUAUGUUCCAUCACCUGCUCUAUCGAACAUAAUUAGUGCAUGUAUACCAAUAUAUUCAUUGUUUUCUAAUAGAUCUAUUUCUCCAUUACAACUGAUUGGUAGAGAAAAAAGAGGACGUUUAAGUUCAAUUUCUACUUCUUCCAUGUUUCAAGAUGAUUCAAUGUUUUUUUGCAUUUAUACGUUACCACCUAGAUUUCAUUUAUCAAUUAUAUUAAUUUCACUCAUAUUAAUUAUUUCUGCAGCAUUGGUUAUUCAAGAUUAUGCAUCAGGUCUUCAUUCCUAUUCACUUGUUCAUGGUCUUCGUUCAUUAAUUCAUUGGUCUAUUAUAUUUCUCAGUGAUUUCAUUUUAUGUAUGCUAUGGCUAUUAAUUCUUAUUUUAAUAGAACGUUUUGUUCAUUCAUCAACAUUUAAUGGUAAAUUUUUUGCAUUAACACCACUUUUUUUCAUUGUAAAUCUUCCAUUUAUAUAUUUAAUUGCAAAAUUUUUUAAAGCACCAGUAUUAGGUGCAACAGUUAUUAUAUUUAUUCUUCAAGUAGCACAUAUUAUAAAUACAUUUAAAGUAUUUAUUGAACUUUUUCGUGGAUAUCGUACACUUACAAUUUUAAUACAUAUUUUACGUUGGUUACUCUUACUCGUAUUUCCAAAUGUUAAUGUAUUUACAUUAAUAGUAGCUAUUCUACGCAAGUCUUAUUGUCCAUUGGAUGAUUCAACAUUAGGAAAACAAGGAGAAGAAUUUUCACAUGAACGUUAUCCAUAUAAAAUAUUUAUUCAUACAAUGAUUUUUAUUAUUCAAUUUAUUCUUUAUUUUAUUUUACUUAUUAUUCUUGAUAUACCAAAAUUACGAUGGAUUCGAAGUAAACUUAAAGGUGAAAUAAAUCAAGAAGAAGAAGAUAAUGAUGUACAAGAAGAAAGACAUCGAAUAGAAUCAAUGACGAAUGAAGAUAGACAACGUGAAGCUUUAGUAGUUGAUAAUCUUUCAAAACAAUAUCCUAAUUCAUAUACUCCAGCUGUUAAUCGAUUAACAUUUGCCGUACCUCAUCGACAAUGUUUUGGUCUUUUAGGAUUUAAUGGAAGCGCACAUCCAACAACAGAUGGUACACUUGAAUUAUGGGCAUUUGAAAUGUAUAAAAAAUAUUCAUUUACACAUGUCUAUACAAACAAUGAAGAUUUAAUUAGGAGAGCACCUCAUAUACGUUCGUUACUUAAUAUAAAUACUGGUUUAACAGCUGAAUUAGUUCCUGCUUAUCGUGAAAAAGUUUGUAUGAAAGAAAUUGCAUAUCAAGGUGGCUUUCCUGUACCACCAUUUACUCGCUUAUAUGCACCAGCUGAUCUAAUUGGUUUUAUUGAAAAAUAUGGAUAUCCAGUUGUAGUUAAACCAACUCUUGGUUGUGCUACAUCUGGUAUUCAUUUAAUAAAAACUAAAGAUGAAUUAGAAAUAUUUCUUUCAUCAAAACUUUUUACAUAUAUUGAUAUUGAACAACGAAUGGAUUUAGUAGGUGAAUUUAUGGCUGAAGGAUAUAUGAAUGGACGUAUGUUUCAUGUUAAUGGUAUUGCUAAAAGUGGUCAAAUUAUUUAUGCAUGGCCAUUUGCUUAUCUUCAUACAUGUUUAGAUUUUUCACAGCAAGGAAAAGCUUAUGGAAAUUCAUCUAUUCCACGAUCAGACCCACUUCAUGAUCGUUUAUGUAAAACUACACAACGUCUUCUAAAUAUUUUACCGAAACCAUCCGAUAGUUUAGUAUUUCAUUUAGAAUUAUAUGAAAAUCUUGAUGAAAACCGUUUACCUGAUGAUGAUUUUGUUCUUUGUGAAAUAGCAGCACGUGCACCUGGUGGUUCAAUAACACAUCUUAUAGAUUUAUUAUCUUUUCAAAAUGAUAAAAGUCAAUCAUUUGCUCGAUUAGAUUUUCGUGCAAGUGUUUCAUUACCAAUAUCAAAAUUAAUCGAAGACAAUGAAGAAAAAGUUAUUACAGAACUUGUUAUUCCACGUCAACCAGGUAAACUUAUGUAUAUACCACGUGAAUGUCCAAUACAUAAUUUAACAUAUAUUCCAAUAGCUGAUGUUGAUAGACCAACAAUUUAUGAAAAAUUUGAUGUUAAUGGUAUGAAUGUUGCCUGCCGUUUUAUAACACAUACAAAAACAAUGAAUGAAGGACAAGAAUUAGUAGAAAAAGGUUUUCAAUGGUUUGAAAGUGUGUGUAUUAAUAUACCGUUUGAUGAACCUUGUCCAGCUACAUUAAUUAAAGAACUUCAUCGUUAUUUCCACAGAAAAAUUUUCCUGUAA